AUGGCUGAAGAUCUAUCUAAAAGGAAGUACAAGCAUUGGCAAGAUGAAGGUGUCGAGAAGAUCCCGCCGGAUGAAGAGGAAGACAUAAAUGCUGUGGCAGAGCAGGUCAAUGGCAUGCAGAGAGCGCAAUUCAACAGCCAUCGCCACUGCUACACGGGAACACAUGCCCGGACUCAUGGCAUAGUGAAGGGCAGAUUGACUGUCAAAGACGACCUGCCUCCACAUCUCAAGCAAAGCAUGUUCGCUCACGCUGCGGAGUACCCGGCCGUGUGCAGGUACAGUAGCGAGCCUGGUGAUCCAGGCUUGGAUGACCGCAUACCUCAACCUCGCGGUUUCGCCAUCAAGAUCUUUCACAUUCCUGGCGAAAUGUUUGACUCGACCAAGACAGCUCAAGAUAUCGAAUUCAACUCCACGCCUGCAAUUGACCUCGCAGACGCAAAAACUACAAGAGAGAUACUUGACCUUCGCAUCAAGUACGGCAAUAACAAGCCUGAGCUCUACAAGCACCUAGAAGCUCGCAAGGACACGGAUCUGCAGAAAGGGCGCGAUCAGGUCCGCAAUACACACCUGGAGUCUACACGACAGUACUCGCAAACGGCAUACCGCUUCGGCGAUUAUGUCGCCAAAUACUGCCUCGUCCCUUCCACCGAAACACAGCGCAAGAUGUACGAAGAGACAGUGAAGCCAGACGAGCAUGAGUCGGACAUCCUAUCCCAAUGGCUCAUCAACUUCCACAACAACCACGAUGCGGAAUAUCUCUGGCAAUUCCAGCUCCUCGAGAACCUCGAUGACCAGCCAGUCGAAUAUGCAGGCAAAGUCUGGGACCCUGAGAAGUAUCCAUGGCAGACGGCCGCGACGCUCUUCGUGCCGAAGCAAGACCCAUUUAAUUACGAGCUGAAGAGCUUCUGGGAGGAUCACAUGCGUAUCGAUCCAUGGAUGGGUCUCAAGACAUUGCAGCCGCUGGGGGGCUCGAAUAGAUUGAGGAAGAAGGUCUACUACGCGAGUAGCAAGCUGAGGAGGGAGAUGAAUGGUAGGCGGGAAAUUGCGGUCCAUUCUAUUGACCAGAUUCCGUGA
Molecule: messenger RNA, 1074 nt
Organism: Bacidia gigantensis
Lineage: Eukaryota; Fungi; Ascomycota; Lecanoromycetes; Lecanorales; Ramalinaceae
Exons: 2
Coding region: 1-1074 (357 amino acids)
Molecular function (GO): heme binding
Source: RefSeq, a predicted model, not a curated record